Molecule: messenger RNA, 3668 nt
Organism: Marmota monax (woodchuck)
Lineage: Eukaryota; Metazoa; Chordata; Mammalia; Rodentia; Sciuridae
Gene: Hmgcll1
Product: 3-hydroxymethyl-3-methylglutaryl-CoA lyase L1
Exons: 9
Coding region: 124-1146 (340 amino acids)
Biological process (GO): ketone body biosynthetic process; L-leucine catabolic process
Cellular component (GO): cytosol; endoplasmic reticulum
Molecular function (GO): hydroxymethylglutaryl-CoA lyase activity
Source: RefSeq, a predicted model, not a curated record
GUGCUCGCCGCCCGCGCACAGGAGGCGCGCUUACUAAGACUAGCGCAGUUUCCCAGCGCGUUGCCCGCCCCGCAUCAUCCUGCAGGCUCCCUCCGAUCGCUGACUGCAGCCCCAGGCCCCGCCAUGGGGAAUGUGCCCUCCGCGGUGAAGCAUUGCCUCAGCUAUCAGCAGCUUCUCCGGGAGCAUCUCUGGAUCGGGGAUUCAGUGGCAGGGGCGCUCGACUCGGCGCAGGAAUCAUCCCAGUUAUCUGGGCUCCCUGAGUAUGUUAAAAUAGUAGAAGUUGGGCCUAGGGAUGGAUUGCAGAAUGAAAAGGUUAUAGUUCCUACAGACAUAAAAGUUGAAUUUAUCAAUCGACUUUCCCAAACUGGCUUGUCUGUAAUAGAAGUAACCAGCUUUGUGUCCUCCAAAUGGGUGCCACAGAUGGCUGAUCACACUGAAGUGAUGAAAGGCAUUAAUCAAUAUCCAGGAGUUCGAUAUCCUGUCCUUACUCCUAAUCUUCAGGGUUUUCACUGUGCUGUUGCUGCUGGAGCCACUGAGAUAUCAGUUUUUGGUGCUGCAUCUGAAUCCUUUAGCAAGAAGAAUAUUAAUUGUUCCAUUGAAGAAAGUAUGGGAAAGUUUGAAGAGGUCGUUAAGUCUGCAAGGCACAUGAAUAUUCCAGUUCGAGGGUAUGUGUCUUGUGCCUUGGGCUGCCCAUACGAAGGAAGUAUUACACCGCAAAAAGUCACAGAAGUGUCUAAGAGAUUGUAUGGCAUGGGCUGUUAUGAGGUUUCUCUGGGAGACACCAUUGGAGUGGGGACUCCAGGAAGCAUGAAGAGAAUGUUGGAAAGUGUCAUGAAAGAAAUACCUCCAGGUGCUCUUGCUGUUCACUGUCAUGACACUUACGGACAGGCCUUAGCAAAUAUCCUUACGGCCCUUCAGAUGGGAAUUAACGUGGUGGACUCCGCAGUGUCAGGAUUAGGUGGCUGCCCUUAUGCAAAAGGUGCUUCCGGGAAUGUAGCCACUGAGGAUUUGAUAUAUAUGCUUAAUGGCCUGGGGCUCAAUACAGGUGUGGAUCUCUACAAAGUAAUGGAAGCUGGUGACUUUAUAUGCAAAGCUGUGCAUAAAAAUACAAACUCUAAAGUAGCACAAGCCUCCUUCAGUGCUUGACAUCAGUGGAUUUGUGACUUAAGAUCAAGAAGAUCCAUUUCAGCAGCAUACAUUCAUCUGAAAAUCAUUAGUGCCAACUCAUUUUGAAAUGUAAUAGGCAAAGGUGGAGAAAGAGGAACAACUUUUUAAAAACAUUAUUACUGAAUAGACUAUGACGUCAAUAGUAAGCAAUACCAGUCAUCAGGUAAAUCAUAAUUGGAGGAUGAGUAAUGAAACUUGUAGACAUCCUUUUGAACUUGGAAGAAAAAAAAAGUCUCAUCUUUUGCUCUUGUAGAGAUGACUUUUUAAUUUAAUAGAUGUGAAUAUUGACCUCAGAUUUCCCUAAGUGUCACGUACUGUGUUAAUACUUAAUCAUGCUAGCUUAGCACAGUAUACACAUUGUCAGUAGUUUAUGAGCUCCCGCAUAGUGUGCAGAGUGUGUGGCCUUGAUAUUAUGUGUUAUGCCUCUGGAUAUCAACUUUCCAUUUGCCAAGUCAGUUAAGUUAUGGAUAAAGAGCCAAAUCUCCAUCUGACCCUGCAUAAUUUUAGCAAUAGAACUUUUAUAUUUCAAGUAAGGCUAACAUCUGUUAACUAUUUCAGUGACUUUAUCUGGUUCCAAGAGACUGUGGUCAAUGGCAAGACGCCAUAUCCUGGAAAUGCAUUAUAGCCACCCAUGUUUGUUACACGCAUCCAGUUUACCAUACUUUACCUUUCAUCAGCUAUGGAAAAAAAGCAAAAAAAAAAAAAAAAAAAAAAAAAAAAGCAUGGUGUUACUAAACUAUUGAGAAAUCAUAAAGUAUGACUUUUGUUUAGAUGUUUAAGUUUUCAGUUAUGAGAACACAUAGAUGCAGGUACCAUAAUCCAACUCCUUAAUUUCAGUUCACUUCCAAAUUGCCCAAGGAAAUAUCACUGAGAUCCCAAGGAUAUUAAGAUGAUUUUUAGUUCAUGAAAUAUGUUGGUUUAUGUUAAUUCAGGGUACCUUGACUCUAUCAGAUCAUUUUUUUGGUUCACCUUUUAAAAUGGUUAUUUUAAAGUUGAAAUGGGAUAAAUUUUGUCUUUUGUACUAAACAACAUUGCCAGAGAGACAAAUUUAGUAUAUUAAAGACUAAAAGAAAGGGAAGCAGGGAACGGUAUUUAGAAAAACAUUGCUAUAACCUAUGCAAAUAAUACAGGGAUGGUGUUCUUACAUGUGGAUCUGGAAUGUCAGUUCUAUUACUUAUAUAGACUUUCCCAAUAAUACUGGUGAUCUUAUCUUUGAAUAAAUUUUAAUAUAAAUUGAAAUAUGAAAGUGAGCUUUAUGGACUUUUUGGAAUAUAUUCAUUAAAACCAUUGAAAUAAAAAGAGAUUUAAGAAAAUAAUUAUGGAUUGCAAAUAAGUCAUCUUUAAAGAUACAGGGUAAGAAAAGUAUCAGAAAGUCAGCAUUGAUAAUUGACAAAACCAAACUAAAUUCCUAUGGAAGAGGCCAACCUACCAGCUCGUGACACUGUUUUGGAGCAGGGGCUGUAACAGCACACUCGUUUUGCAGAGUACUGAAAGCAGUUCUCUGUUUUGGGGUUCAGGUAGGGUGUGAGGAUAGUGUGAGCAGCAUGCAAAAUGGCAACUGGUUAUGGAUCUGCUUCAGUUAUAUCUCCCUUGUGCAUCUCUCUCCAUGAAGUAUGUACCCUUGCACACUAAAGGAGCAAAAAGGUAUCUUUACCAAGUGUGCACAGCAGGGAAACUGGCUUUUCCUCUCUUUCUCAAAGCUGCCGAAUUCUUAGUUUUGAGAUAUUUGAAAAAGUACCUUUUGAUACAAACUGCAUAUAGAAACUGAGACGGGGAAAUGUUGCUGUUUUGAACUAAAAUCAUGGACUGUUCAAGAAACAGAGCAAAUAGAAAUUCUAGGUUCAGUCUAGCACACAGUUACACAACACUCAUAUCAGCCUGCAGAUUCAUUUCCAUUACUAUCUGAUGCUACCUAAUCAUAUUUGCAACAUGAAAGUUUAUGUUUUAGAUACUGGUAUCCCUUUCUUUACCCCAAAUUCUUUUCUAGCUUAAUGAGAUUUUUUUUUCAGGUUUUGGAAGAAAACUCAGAUAAUCAUAUAAAGCUGUCUGAAACCCACAGACAGAAUCCACCCAAAGUUAUGUCUCAGCUAACCAGAAAUCCUUGGAAUCAUUGCAAGACCCACCAAAAUAACUUACCUGCUCAUAUAUCAAUACCAUAUUUAGUUUCAGGGAAAGGAUUUAAGAAUAAAAAUGCAAUUAUAGCUUUUGUUGAAAUGCAAAUCAAAAUAUUUUAUAAAAUCUAUGCCUAAGUCAAGAAAAUAUUCAUUCUAUGUAUUAGAACCUGUAAUGCAUUUUUAUUGUGUGUGUGUUGAUGACCUAUUAUAGACAAACAUUUUAAGACUACGUUCUCUGAAAAAUAACAAUUUUAGAAUCCUGCAUUCCUAAAAUUCACAAAGCAAAUGAAUGAAAUCUGGCUAUGACUUUCUGGGAAAAUUCAGAUGUCAUUGUGAUAUUAUUCAUUAUGAUCACUACAACAUUUAAUAAAUGUCCUUUUAACUGUA